UUCAUUCAGUAUUUGAUACUCCUUUGCUUAACAAGAAUAAACAUUUCUCGAGAAGAAUGUUGAAAGUUUUAACUUUAAUUUGUAUUUUGCUUUUGGCAAAAAUAAAAGCAGAUAGUGUGGAAGAUUUCUUACUCUACUCUAAAGUGGUUGCAAUGAAAGAAAGUCAAGAAAAUGCUUGCAUGGACAACGAAUCGCAAUUUGUUAGAAGCAAUCGAGGAUGUGCCUGGUAUUUCCUGUGUGAUGAAGAUAGACAAGUCAUUAGAGAAGACAGAUGUCCUACUGGACAUCGUUUCGAUGAAGAGAAUCAGAAUUGUAACUUGAAAGAUCUCGUUGAGUGUUAUUUAGAUGAACAAUGGGCAAAUGCAAAAUGUUCAGAGGAAUCUGGAAUUUCAUUAAUUCCACACCCCUACACUUGCUCUAAAUUUACCGUUUGCUUCGAUGGCGAUGAAAUUUAUCGCGACUGUCCACCUGGUCAACAUUUUUCGAUGUUUGAAAAUGAUUGUGUCGAUCCUUUCUUAGCUGAUUGUGAGAUUGAUUAUAAUUUGUGUAAGGAGUCUGUGGAAAGUGGUGUUCCAGCUAUCGUGGGUGAUUCUAAAGAUUGCGGUGCUUUCUACGUGUGUGCUGGUGCAACAGCAGUUCCAUUGAGAUGUUCUCCAGGCCAGGGUUUCAAUUCUAUUUCGGCAUGGUGUGAACUUAAUGAUUGCGAAGAACUUGAUGAUCCUCUUCCCGAUCAAAUUUUUAUGGACUGUACAAAUAUCGAAGCUUUGGAAGUGCCACAUCCUUCUGCGUGUGCCUUUUACUUUAUUUGUGUUGACAAUCGUUCAUAUCUGAGAUCGUGUGGGGAUGGCUUAAUUUUUGACAUUGACACAUUUAGAUGUCAGAUUGAAGAUAGUGAUCCACGUCCAAUAUGCAUCACAGAUGUUCCACCAGCAGAAACUGUUAAAGUGAAAUAUCCAAAAAUGUUAAAAAUUAUUCUCGUAAUCGUUUUGAUUACUUUUACUUCCGCUGAUGUUGUUGAAAAGAACUUAGCAAAACAAAGAAAAUAUGUGCAAGGCCUUCGAGAUGAACGCUGCCUUGAACUUGAUGAAGUACAUUUUUCUAGAAACACUCGAGGUUGUGCUUGGUACUUUAGGUGUGAUGAAGAAGGAAAUGUCGAAAGUGAAGAUAGAUGUCCUGGAAACUUAUGGUUCAAUGAAGAAGAUCAAAUGUGUAGCAAUCCAGAAGAUGUGGAAUGUGAUUUAGAUGAUCGUUGGGUUGAUGUUGUUUGCCCAAACGAGGUUGGAAUUUCAGUUAUUCCGCAUCCUUACACAUGUUCUAAAUAUACCGUUUGCUUCGAUGGACUUCAAAAUGAUCGAGAUUGCCCACAAGGAUUACAUUUCUCAACCUAUGAGAAAAAAUGUGUCGAUCCAUUCCUGGCUGAUUGUAAAUUGGAUCAAUCACUCUGUGAAGGAAGUGGGAAUGGGAAUAUUCCGUUUUUCAUUGCAAGCUCUCGAGACUGUCGAGCAUAUUACAUCUGCAUUGGUGAUAGUUUACUUCCACUCAUGUGUGCUCCAGGACAACAUUUUCUUCCCGAAGCAGGAUGGUGUGAUUUACAAGAAAAAUCAGACUGCAAGCAACUCAUACCCGAAAACACGCCACAAAUACCAGAUAAAGAUUCUAUCGAUUGUCAGGAGAGUAACGGUUUAGCACUUCCCCAUCCUGAUUCAUGCGAAUUUUAUUUCUUCUGUGCUGGGGAUCUUUCAUUCAUGAGAGCAUGUGGAGAUGAACUUAUUUUUGAUAUUAACAGUAGAAGAUGUCAAAAUAGAGACAAUCCAGGAGUUUCAUGUAUCUUAGAUCCACCUACUGAAGAACCACCCACAGGGGGACCAGUUCCAGCUGCUGUUAAUUAAAAUUCAAAUUUUUUCCUACGAUCAUUAAUUAGUUCAAUAUUGCACGUAUUACUUUGAAUAUCCGUGUAAUGAGAUAGAAAAAUGUAAAAUUAAUAUCAACGUAUGUCAAUAAAGUUUACUUUACGUAAAAAUUUCAAAUUAAAACUUCAAAAAUAAAAACUUCUGAUGUUUGAAGUUCUUAAAAUGCUU
Molecule: messenger RNA, 2078 nt
Organism: Clunio marinus
Lineage: Eukaryota; Metazoa; Arthropoda; Insecta; Diptera; Chironomidae
Source: the annotation of a GenBank genome assembly